AGCUGUGGAGUUUCCAUUACACCUCUGUCUUUCUCAAAUCAGUUUGAAUGUAAAUCUCCUACAGCAAGGAAUGAAGGCUGUGCUUUUUUUCUUUUCUUGUUGUGUAACUGAAACGAUAGCUGCACAAGGUCCAAGUGCAGGACUCUAAAUAUUGUGUAUCCUGUAAUUAUACACACAGAACUAUGGUUAUGGUUUAACGGGUAACUUUGCCUUCCCUGUAACUGGAGUAAGCUGCAUAUUUCAAUGCAAUGGGAUAACUUCUUUUGUGGGUCCAAAUAAAGGGUUGGAACUGGCUGAGUCAGCUUGAUACUGGAGGGAAAAGGAGAGAGAGAACAUUUUUACUUUAAAGGGUCUUAAAGAAGUGAAGUUGAUGUGUGCCACUGUUACUGUGAGAAAUACAAGAUGAAGCGAUGCUCGGUGUCUUACCUUCGGAAUAUAGCUGGAGUCUGUGUCUUCCUAGCAAUUUGUGUUACAAUAAUCGUGUUGUGUCUGACAUUGGGCCGACCCCCUAAAGGUAAGGAUUUGGCUCCACCGAGUGAAACUGAAACUUGGUGCCAAUUUCCCCAAUCUUUCUGAAGCUGUUUCUUGUUUUACUUUUCUGUUCAAAUCCUUGUUGUUGUAUUAAGAUUAUAUGGUUUCUAUCAGGCACAAGGGUAGGCAACCUUCGGCACUCCAGAUGUUGUGAACUAACCCCUUCUUUAAUGCUCUUACAGCCAUAAUGAUGGCAAAGCAUCGGGGGGAUGUAGUCCACAACAUCUGGAGUGCCAAAUGUUGCUUACCCCUGGUCUAGCAGCCCCAGUCAGAUAUUGAUCUGUAUAGAAAGGCAUUACAUUAAGAUGUAUUUUAUUUCAUUUGUUAUCCUCUAUAACUGUAUUUCUGUACCUAUGUAUAAGUGUAACGUGCUGAAACAUAUGUUGGCACAAACUAUACAUGAAGACUGUGUUCGUGCAAGGAGUACUGAUGGAUUGACGCUAUGUUGUAUUACUCUGAGGUUUAUUCAUUUAACAAGGAAUUAUGGAAUAUUAACAAGAGAUUUGCAAACUGUUGGCAUCUUUUCACAACCUCUGGCAUCUUUGUAUUGCGUUGGACAUUACAAGACAGUUAUUAGUUAUUAUUUCAUAAAGAUUAUAUCUAUGCAUUAUUUAUGUUUAGAGUACGGCCACUGUGUCAGAACAUGUCUGAUGUCUGUGUUUGUAUUUGUUUUAAGGUGUGUUUAUAAAAACAAAAUUAGAAAUCGGUUACAAAAACAUUAAUUAUGGAAAACUCACAAAGCAAUUACAGAUAAUAAGGCAAAAUUGCUGAGCUAUAAAAAAACUAAUUUGUAUAUUGUGACCUGUUUUUAGUUAUAAAUUUUUUUUUUUUUUUUAACAAAGAUCAGCCUGCAGAGUUCACUUUGGACUUUACAUCCAAGUUCCUACUGACUCCAGCUUAAAACCAGAUUUGAUCAUUGAAAUGAGCUCAGCUGAAACGGACGUACUUUGAUCCAACUGAACUGAGCAGUCACAUAGUUUAUAAACACAAAGAAAGAAUAGACUCCUUUAAUUGACUUUACUGCUGCAGUCAACCAAGUCAUGUGACAAUUGAGAAGUGUAGUACAGCAAUUUCACAUAGAAUUCUGCGAACUUAAACAUUUAAAAAAAAAAAAUCUAUGAACUGGGCUGUAUAUAAAAUGAUAGCAGCCACAGUCUACCUGCUAUCUAUUUACAGAGCAGUUCCACUCAUACUAUGCUAGGGGAUCCACUACAUAAAACAUAUCCCAUAAACCUCAUAUGUUUAGGAUUAGAGGCUCCUGAUUGGUGGAGCCCCCUCCUGGUCAGGGAGAAAUCUUCUGGCUGCUGACACUUGCUGUCAAAGUAUAGUAGCUUUAUAAUAUUAAGUCAGUUUAUGCGUUUAUUUUCCUAUGUUACUUUUUUUGCAAAAUGUUUUGAUGCUUUUUUAAAGGACCACUAUAGGCACCCAGACCACUUCAGCUUAAUGAAGUGGUCUGGGUGCCAGGUCCAGCUAGGGUUAAACCUUUUUUCUAUAAACAUAGCAGUUUCAGAGAACUUUAGUGGUCCUUUAAUUAAAACUUUACAGAGUCACUGAAGGACCAAGAGGUAUGGCUUCUUGCAGUAAAAUGUUUCUCCCAUAGGAGUAUCAUGAUGGGAUGAGUCCAUCAUGCAUGGAAAAGUAUUCUAUAGUUUUCUAUAAAUCUUUAUCACUUGCUGGACCUAGUGCAGUGUAUAGAAGUAGUAUUAUUCUUCAUUAGUUCAGAUGUCUACCAUUGGGCCAGGUUCUUGAAGGAUGUAGUGGUUAGUGCCUGAAAAACCCCAUGUUGUAGGGUUUCCAAAUGUUGAUGCCUUCUGCCUCUGAUUGUGGUAGGCAUCUCUACACCCACUUAAUGGUUACAUGGCAGGAUAUGGUAAUUAAGACGCCUGUAUACCCAUCAUUGACUUUUACAGACCAAAGACGGACAUUCAUCACUGGAGAAGACAUGCUGGAUUAUCUGAAGCUGCAGGGUGUGAUCGAUUCCAAGGACGGGCUACUAGUGAGCUGGAGUCACGGAGCCAACAAUAAGAGCCAGAUGGAGGAAGCAUUGAAAAGUAAAUAUAGCUUAAUUGCCUUGCUUUACAUUUGUGAUGAUCCUGAAGCCAAUUAAUCUGCAUAACGAAGCUCCAUAUAACCUGUUCCUGUAUUACUGUAAUUGGCCAUUUACCCACAUUGACCUUCUUGCUGCCUCUAACCCUAUGCACUUGAAUUGUUGCUCAUUGUACCAUCAAGAUUCUUCACCAUGGGAGCCUCUUUGGAUAUCUUUGCUCUGCCGCCCCCUACUGUCUUUAUCCUGUUGGCUAUAUAGCAGAUUAGCUGUGUGUGUGUGUCUCUCUCUCUCUCUAUCAAAUUAGCUCUCGCUCUCUCUCUCGAUCUAUAUCUAUAUCUAUAGUAAAUUAGCAUGGCCGUUAUAUUUUUCCGAAAAAUGUGCCAACCCUAGUACACAAUGACCAACACACAUCACACAAGUUUGCAAGAAAUACAGGUAUAUACUCUUGAAUACAACCCUCUGGUUUCAGAUUCAAGGUUUUAUUUACUAAACCAAUGCAGAAUUAAAAAUGUGGGGAAUUAUAAUAUCUAAUCUAGAUGUGCCAGAUUAUUGUUUAAUCUGAAAUAAUUUAACGUGAAUUUUGUAAAUCACCUUAUGAAUAUUCCGCAUUUCACUGUUUAGUUACUGAGCCUCUGAGCUGGAAGCUAUAUAAUCCCCGAAACUCAUUAUGUUGCGUGACAUCAAUAUAUGUACGGGCGUGAUCCUAUUGUUCACAAAACUGCAUUCUCUCCUUGUAUAAUACUGGGAAUAGUAUUACACAAUAAGGGUCAAGUGGAGCUUUCAAUGGAAGAAUGUGUUCACAAGGUGAAGGGGAGGCCAUUACAUGCUAUCAUCCUUCAUUAGGCUUUUAGGCCUAUACUCUGAAAAGAAUGCAUGCCUCCCAACAUUUUAAAUGGACAAAGAGGGGCACUUUAAAUUUAGGGGGGUGGCCGGGGUUGGGGCUAUUUUGAGAAAUUUUAUACAACUAAAAUGUAACUUAGAACAAAAUAUCGUGUUUACACAGACUGAUUUCUAAACAUAUUAAUUGUAGUUUAACUAUAAAUGACUGUAUCGUUGCUGUUCUGUUAUGCGUGCAAAUACAACAAAAAUAGGAAGUGCAUAGAAAAGAGAGACAUUAGGACAGAAAAGACAGACAGAGGGACAGGGACACUCGGGAGCAGCACUGUAUUUACCGUGAGGCUAACCAGGCAUUUGCCUUGGCACAUUCCAGGGGGGUGACAAAAAAUGGAGCCCCAAAACGGCCCAUGUCAUUGAACGGCACAUAAGUGAGAAGAGCAAGAAGAUCAGAGCAACCCCAUGCUGGACCCCAGGGAAAUAAUCCACUCCAGCUCUCCCAUAAGGAGGGAGACUGAGUGGAUUUAAAAUUAAUUCAAAAAAAUAAAUAAAUAAUUUGUGAGUGUAUGAGAAAAUGUGUGUGUCUGUCAGUGAAAGUGUGUGUUGGUUAAACACUGUGCGUGCCAAUGACUGUCUUCCAGUCAGUGAGUGUAUGUCAGUGUAUGUAUCAGUGAGGGCAUGUGUCAGUCAAAGUGCGUGUUGGGCUUAAACAUGAAAAGGUUGACCAUGACAGAAUAUAGAUUCGAGUGGUGCCCACGUUUAGUCAUGCCUAAGACAGCACAAAACCAAAAUACACUUCCUGGGAGGUUUGAGAAUGUGUUUGUAUUAUCCCCAAGUUAAAAGGGGUAUUAAUAUAAUUUAGAAAAAAUUAAAUUAGUUCGGUUUUGUCUGACAGUUCAUUAACAAAUACCACUGAGGCAUGGGCGUCCGCAGGGGGGGGCAAGGAGGGGCACUUGCCCCUGGAUUUUUCAGCUUGUUCUGCUAUUUUUCGUGUGAUUUAGAAUGAACUGCAAUACCGGCGCCGGCCAGUAGGUGGCGCUGUGUAUGGAGAGACAGGGAUAGGAAGCUGCAUCCUUUCCCUGCUUCUCUCUGCUGAUUGAAACCGCAGGGGAGCAACACAUGCAGCCAGAUAGACAGCCUACAGAUCAGGGGAGUGGGGGAUGGGGGGGAGGGUUUGAGAGGGGGGCAGCAGCCUAUAGAUUUUGGGGAGGGCAGCAGCAGAUAGAUUUGGGGGCAGCCCAUAGAUUUUGGGGGUAGCAGCCCAUAGAUUUGGGAGGGGCAGCAGCCCAUAGAUUUUGGGGCAGCAGCCUAUAGAUAUAUAGAAAUGAACAGGAAGGGUCAGCAAGGAGCUGGAAGGUAAAGCAGCACAAAGGUAAAGUAGAAGGAGCAGAAAGGGUCAGAAAUGAGCUGGAAGGGGCAGAAGGAGCACAAACAUAAAGUAGGAGAAUGAGCAGGAAGGGCCUGCAAGGAGCAGGAAGGAGCACAAAGGGACAGCAAGGAGCACAAAGGUAAAGGAGCAGAAAGAAUCAGAAGGAGCACAAAGGUAAAGUAGGAGAAAGAGCAGAAAGGGACAGCAAGGAGCACAAAGGUAAAGUAGAAAAGGAAGCAGAAAGGGUCUGCAAGGAGCAGAAAGGGAUCAGAAUGAGAAAGGAGCAGAAGGGCGCAAAAUAAGCAGAAAGUAGCAGAAAGGUAAAAGAGCAGAAGGGGCCAAGGAUAGAAAACAGUGUUAGAAGAAAAAAAAAGACUGUCAAAUGAAGGAGAGGAAAAGGAGAUUGGAGCAGGAAGGACAAAUGAAGUGAACCCUCCACUUUAUUCUGGACACCACAUCAUAAGGCUUUGGUACCUGGGCCUGGCAGGGAAACGCUGGACCUUCUCAUCUCCAAAGGUAAAAAAAUAUUGGUGUUAAUGUGUUCACUUUUAUUUACUGAGUGUCAGGAAGCACAGAGUGCCGUUGGGUAGGGGUGUUGCUGAUUGGCUAGAGCGGUCAGCUGGCACUCUAAGCCAAUCAGUAGCUCCCCAUUCAUAAAAAAGUAAAAACAUUUUAUGAACCGGGAACUAGCGAUUGGCUUAGAGCGUCAACUGACCACUCUAGCCAAUCAGCGGCACCCAUGCCUGACGUCAAUCUGCACUUCCUGACACUCUGUUUCAGAAGCCAAAUACCACUGAGCGACCUGGAGCUGGAGGAAGCCUUUGGGGUUAAACCAUUUGAGAGCGAUUUAACCCCUUAAAGGAAAGCGAGCACCCAGGGGCUUCCUGGCAUCAUAGCAUUUUCAUUUAGGUGAAGUUGUUAUGGUGACCAGAAAUGUCCUUUAAUUUGCUUAAAGGAACACUAUAGUGUCAGGAAUACAAACAUAUAUUCCUGACACCAUAGUUGUGAAAACGCUAUUCACCCUGGCUUUAUGUGAUAAUGGCUAUGCCCCUUCCCUUUCAUGACACUGUCAAAAAGGUACCAAGCAUGGAUGUCAUUACAAUUAUGCCCCCCCCCUGGAAAAAUUCCCGCGGACGCCCAUGCACUGAGGUCUGGGACUGUGUGUAGAAUGAAACAGAAUGGCCCAUGAAGUGAUAUCAGUCUACAUCACUGAUCCAUUGCUCCCUUGUGGGCUCGGUGUAUACCAUGCUUCCGGAAUACUCGGCUUGCAGUCUAGAAUCCAUACUCUGCUGCCAAUACCAUCAUGAUCAAUGCUACUCAAAAAAGUGUUUGUCCUAUUUAGAAUUUGUGAUCUUCCUGAACUCUGUUACCCUUGACAUUUGCCUAGUUUAUCAUUUCCUAGUACAUCAGACUUACGGUGGUUUUCAAUAAAGUAAGAAUAGACAAACUAAAAGAACAAAUGACUUUUAAUUUGUUUUUGUUUUCCCAAUUCCAUUUGGCCUGAAAGUUUUCCACACCACAUAACCUAAAUGAAGUGGCCUGCGUGCAGUGGUCCUUUUAGUUUUAACCCUGUAAAGUAAAACAUUGUUAUUUUGUACAAACUGCAAUGUUUCCAUUACUGUGUUAAAGCACUUCUACUGGCUAUUUCCAAGUGUUGCUCCAUUUGAGCUCAGAGAUUUGCCGUACUAGACUCCUAAUGUUUUCCUAUGGGGAAGUAUUGGAUUGGCUGAGAUCAUCAGUCUUGAUGAUCUCAGCCUGGGAGAGGUGGAGCGGCCAGGCCACGGCAAGGAAGUACAGGUAAGUGUAUGCCUAGUGCUAUAGGGUUCCUUAAAUAUGACAUUAACUUUGUAUUUAUUUUUAAUUCCUGACAAUUCUCAACAACCUAAUAAAUAACUAAAUUUAACUAAGGGUUAUGCUAUAUUUUUAUUUUUAAUUCUUGUUGGUUUUUAUUUUUUAAUUGACAUUGACUGUCUAGCGGUCCUGGCACAACCACAGCAAGUCAGGAAAAUAAACUUGACCCCUGCAGUGCCACACUACAAGAGCAUGGCACUAUGAAAUCAAUGGUCUACACAGCCUGGAGUGUACCUGUAAAUAGACUCAAUGGUUUGUAGAAUUGGUUACAUGAUAUGUUACAGAAACACCACAGCAUUAUUAAUACAUGUUGAUAUUCCUAACACUGUAGUCUUAAUGUCCUUAGCUCCUCUGAGUAAGCGCUUAAAAAAUUGAAACAAAUCAUUUUACUUACCUUUUCUUGCUGAAGCUCACGCUGUACUGUGGUGGGCUCUUUCUUGCGAAAUGUCACCCUGGAGGCGUGCCUCUUGGAUGACGGUCCAAUCCAAUGCUACUAAUAGAAGAGCAUUGGGGGCCGUAGGCACAGGCGCUGCACUCAUAGCGAUCCGCCUAUGAUUCUAUGAAUCAUUGAAUGCAAUGAUGCUCUACGAUUGACCCAAAUGGUACUGGUAUGCCUAGGUAUGAGAGCCACGCUCCAAUCCCUUCGUGCAUGAGACAUCCCGGAUCUCAUACACGAAGGGAUUGGCGCGUGGCUUGAAGCCAAAUUAUAAAAAUAUGACAUUUGGGGAUAUGACGGGACUGGGCUAGAACUUAAGGAGCUAUAACAACUUUAAUAAAAUAAAGUUGUUACAGUGCCUAUAGUUUUCCUUUAAAUCAUAUAUAUGUUUAUAAUUUGAUAUACAGCAAAUUAAAUGUGGCUUUCUAGUUGGUAAUGACAGUCAGUGAAUCAGGGAAAAAGCAGUCGGUCAAUGCUGGAGGCUUUUAUGGGCUUCCAAUAAAAAAAAAAAAACACAGUCAAACCAGAAUAAAUUUGACCUAUAUGUUUUCUGUGUGGGCUCACAUCAUGUUGUUUUUCUGUUCUCCGACAGGUGAUAUCAUGGUUCUAGAAGCUGAUGUCAACGUGGAAGGAUAUGGAACGAAAAAUCAGACAAAUAUUCCCAUCAUGGCCCAUCCUCCGGCAGUAUACAGUGACAACACACUCCAGGAAUGGCUGGACACUGUUGUGGUCUCCUCAAAAGGUACCACGUCCUGCAAAAAAGUGGAUCUGACACUUCCGAGCAUCUCAUCACAUUAACCCCUUAAGGACACAACUUCUGAAAUAAAAGAGAAUCAUGACAGAAUAUUUCAGUCAUGUGUCCUUAAGGGGUUAAAGGGGCACUCCAAGCACCAUGAUCACUUCAGUGAUUGGAAGUGGUCAUGGUGCUUGGAGUCUGUACGUGCAGCGUUUCACUAUGAAAUGUUGUGCGUACAGAGUUUAGCCCUUCUGCCGGUGCCAGCAUUAUUUAAAGGUGAGUUCCAGGUGACUAAUGUUUAGCGUCUGCAUGCUGGCAACAGACAACCGAUGGCAUCAGGGCCCCUCCUGUGCUGCCAAUGUUAUCCCCUCAACCAACCCUCACUCAUGUCUAUCCCCCUCAAGCGAGACGGUAUGACGAGACGGUAUGAUCUCCGCAGUUGAGAAAUGGACUGAGGGAUAACUUGGCCUGGGCGCUGAAGGUGAGUUUUAGCUACUUUUAUUUUACUUCCGCUUUUAUGGAAUGGGGACCAGGAUAAGUAAGAGUUACUCUAACCAAAAACAUGUUUUCUUAAAGCACUGUUUUUUAGUUGGAAUUAACCCUUUAAAUUUAAUCUGAGAAUAUACCAAUAUCUUGUCUUCUCAGUUACUGAAGUGUGAAUUACUGGAAAUUCAAAGGGACUUUUUAAAUUUUAAGACGAAAAAGCAAAACUGGAAACAUAGCUGACUUGAAGAAUUUUUCAAUUUCUGCCAAUUUAGGCUAAAAAUUUAAAUUCACUUUAAAAUCACUACUUUGUAUUCCUGGCGGUUCUCAAUGUCAUAAAUGUUUACUGAACUCCAUAUUGUAGUGAUAUCGAGAAAAAAAUAUGUAGUCUGGAAAUAUUAAAUCUAUGCAUUUAGGGUUAUUCACUAAAGUAUAAAUUGUCAGGAAUUAGAAAAUUAAACCAAAAUAAUGGAUUCUACCUAUAGUCACAGUAUGGCUAUUUUAGUUUUGUAAGUCAGAUUUUGAUUCCCUACAAUUCAGACGUUAGUGAAGAACCCUGUGUGUGAAUGCCCCAUCGUUUUAUCCAUAUUCCAAAUAUUAUAAUAUUUUUGUAUUUAUAAACAGUGUGCAAUAUGCAAUGUGAACUCUUUUUGCCGCAGUGGAUGUAACCUGAAGAUUUUAGAAUAGUUAUUAGACAUGAUCACCUAUCAAAAAUAACACAUGAUCAUUCUCCUUUUACCCCGUACAGGUAUCAAACUGGAUUUCAAAAGCAUUGAAGCGGUUAGCCCCUCACUCAACAUAUUAAAUGCAAAAGCAUCAAAGGGACAAAUUAGACAGCCCAUUUGGCUAAAUGCAGACAUCGUGAUUGGGCCCAAUGUCAAUCAUAAUAUCGCAGUGAACGCAAGCCAGUUAGUAUUUUUUAUUACAUAUUUUUAAUCUUUAUAGCAAAAUGUAUCGGAGUUCACACUGCAAAUACUGUAACAUAGAAUUGAUUGUUAGGGCUUCCAUGAUGGUCAGUUAGCUGAAUGGCUGGCUGAGCUUCAUGGGAGCCAAACUCUACAAUGGCCUUUCUUCUCUGUUACUGAAUCAGUUAUCAUCCUGGCUGCAUUCUAAUAGUGCUCAGUGACCUAUUGAAUCAUGUCUAUGCUGAGGUUAGUUAAAAAUGGGAUUGGUAAGAUUAGCUGGGCUAGUGAAUUUUAUUUAUUUAUUUAUAAAAUAUUUUAUCAGGAAGGAUACAUUUAGAUUUCUCUCGUUUUCAAGUAUGUCCUGGGCCCACAAACAGUGGCGUACACACUGAUCUGUGGGCUCCCCCCCACGCUUACUCUGCACGGGCUGGGGCCACAACACAUGGCGGCGGGCACCUGAUCGCAGGGGUCACAGGUACACAUACACUUAAAGGACCACUAUAGACACCCAGAUCACUUCAACUGCUAUGUUUCACUGAGGGUUAAUCUCGCUGACAUGCGCUAGAGGCGCUUCCGGGAAAAUCACAGUGAGAAGACGCUGGACGUCCAUUGGAAAGCAUUGAGCAUGCGCAUUCGGAGCUGAGAGGCGGAUCAGGCAGAGGGAUCCCCAGCGCCAAGGAUGUCCGGCGCUGGAGAAAGGAAAGUGCUGAAGGGGUUUUAAAAACGCGCACACACACAGACUCACCAACAGACGCAAUACAUUUACAGAAUUUCCUGGCUCAGUUUUCUUCCCAUAUUUAAUGCAAUAGUUGACAUAUCUUUUCUCUCCCUUUAAGACACCUCUGUACUAAUAACCAGCCAUAUUUCCCAAAUGCAGGUUUUUAGGGUUAAUUCAAACAAAGUUUCCUGACGUGACCAUUUCCCCUGGUUGGGUGACUCUCUAUCUACCACCUAUCCUAUCAAACCGGACCUACUCAUGGGAGAUGAUCCAGGAGAUGUACAAUUUAGUGAAAUCGUUGCCCCAACGGGUGACUUUCCCAGCUCGAGCUGUUUUGACUCGCUCAGCGUGGCAACACUUCCACUGGCUCCUACAGCAAUCUGAGAGGUAAUGCAAGCACUCUUUUCAUUGAAUAACUUUGGCAUUUGGAUAUGCCAAGUCUUCAUUAGCAAGUCCCAGGUCCAUAUAUUCAUUGCGUUGUAACUAAUUUAUAUAUAUAUAUAAAUACGUACCAUGCCCAUCAGUUAGAUUAGAUGAUAAACAUGUGAUAUUUGGACCACCUAUGUUCAUCUGUGUGAUGUCAUGUCCAUCUAAGUAGAUUCUUUGGUUAGAUGUUUUGUUAGUCCUAUGAAGUCCUUUGCCCAUGUGAUAGGUGUCCUGUUUUAAUCGAUACAUACUAUGUCUAAAUGUCAUCCCUUGUGCCAGCCUGUUCAUUGUUCUUCAAUCCAUCCUAGUAGGUUUCUUACCUAUCAAUUAAUUUGGCAUCCACACUUAAGGUCUUACUCCUAUCUGUCCAACUGGUGUGACAUGCAUCUAUGAAAACAAAUUAUAUAACUGGCACCUGAAUGUUUCAACCCUACAUUGGUCUAAUUUAAGCGAAUCUAUGAAAUACCAGACUAUGUAUCACUCUCGACUUUAUGCAAGUUUGCAAAUUUCUUGGUAAAUUCAACUUUAUUUGCUAGUUAUCAUAUUGGUGAUUUAGUGAUGAUGAAUAACACUGUGUUCAAAUAAUUCAGUUUGGUCACAGAACCCAAGAGAAAUGAAAAAACCCAAAACAUUGUGAACAAUUUAAAAAUUGUGACUCUUGUAAAAAUAAAUUUUUUGUACAUUUACAGUUGUGAAAUAUAAUUUUACGAAGUAUGGGCGCUUCUGACUUGCACAGCAAUACAAACUUCCAUUAAAUACUAAAUUUGUGUAUCAGCAGAUUCUUAAGAUGCUAAAAGUAAAAAUUGCUUAUUACAGGCAACUGUGACGGUAUUCACCAUCACCAGGAGUUUCAGACGAACACUUUAUGUAGGACCCUGGACUUCUCCUAAGUCACCUUUGCCCAUUAUAGGUUCAGGCAGUUUGGAUUUGUGUAUUUUGGAUUUGUGCUGUCGGAGGCAUGACGGAACUCUGGCACUCCCUAAUUUUAAUUUGCCUCACCCCUUCCUGCCAAGGCCACACCUCUUCCUGUUAGACUAACACAUUUUGUGACAGACACACAUUGACACACCCACUCACGGACAAAUACACACUCUGAGAUAAACUGACAUAUGCAGACACACACAAUCACUCAGACACAAACCAACAGACACACACCCUCACAAACAGACACACGCACACUCACUCGUGGACACAUACUGACAGACAUACACACAUAUCCACCUACAUUCCCAGACACACACACACACUCACAGACAAACUGACAGACACAUACACAGACUCACUGACACACUGACAGAUAUACAACACAUUCACUGACAGACACAAACUCACUGACGGACAUAUACACACACUCACUGACAGACGCACACACACAAACUCACUGACAGAUAUACACACACACACACACACACACACACAUUUACCCCCAAAAGUCACAAAUAAUUGUUAUUUUUUUUAUUUUAUUUAAAUCCACCCAGCCUCCCUACUUUUCGGAAAGCUGGGUGGAUUAUUUACCUAGGGUCCAGUGGAGCUGCUAGGCUUGCUCGCUAUGGAGCCGAGUAAGAAGAGGUCACAGAUUAGCACUCCCUCGCCCAGAAAACAAGGCCAAAAAGGCAUUUGCCUGGGCAUUUGAGGGCGGAGUUUUUGCCACUCCUUUGAAAGUAUCGCCCAAGGCAAAUGCCUUGUUAGCCUCACAGUAAAUACAGCCCUGGGUGCAGGGUGUGAAUAGUGUAUGCGUGUAUUAUUGUUAUAUGUUUUGUGUGCUCUCCUGGCCUGCUGAUGCUUGCUACCAAGUAGGUGGAUUUGGCUGUGGAGCCUUUUCAGCGCCACCUGUUGGUAGCAACAGCAACAUGCACUACCUGAAUAGCAAGGCUUGCUAAUUUGCAUAUUCAGUUAGAUUUGCAUAUUAUUAUACCUAAAGAAUGCAACUCAUUAGAUUCUGAAAAAAUCUCAGUGUGUGCUCUAACAAUGGAAUGCUCACAUAAGGUAGUGCCUAUAAGGUGGCUCUGUCUGUGUAUUUGGGAUUACACCAGGAGCCACACAUCUUCUCUCAUAUAUAGGAACUGUUGUGUCCUGUUCCAACUGCCCCUCGCCAUUUCUAUUAUUAGAGUAUUAUAGUACGGCAAUUUCUUUCUAUUGAGAAUUUAUUUAUCGUGAAAAUUGAUCCAGCAGCUCCUGAGAGAAGAGAUGAGUGGCCCAAAGACACAGACAUUUAGAGCUGGCUUAGAGGCUCUAAUCUAUGUGAGUGUUCCAUUAAGUUAAGAAAACUAUCCCACUCUGAGUUUUGUUGAAAUUUGACUAAUAUGGCUUUUAAUUUUGCAAUUUGGCAUUUACACAUCAUAAAUAAUUUUUUUGUUGUGAAUAAAUUGCCCGAUUUGCAGAGCUGUAGAGAUAAAGGUCCUGGUAUUUCAAAAUAAGCAUUUAUACAGUGUACAUAUAAUGCCCUGUAUGUAUCAUCCUUUGCAGGUCUACCCUCAUUUUAUGGUAUUCAAUAUAAGAGUUAAUACAUGGUGUAACCUAUAUAAUGCCCUGUAUGUCUCAUCCUUGCAGGUAUACUCUCACUUUAUGGCAAGGGAGUUCAGACCCUCUGACCCUGGAAGACCUAUUGUUUAUCCGAGAUAACAGUCACCCUGAGCAAAUCUAUUAUGAUAUUUAUGAACCUCUGUUAUCUGACUUCAAACAAAUUGCAUGUAAGUGUCGGUCCAGAGUCUGAGAUAUGAGUCAAAGAUCCACGAUAUGGACAAAGGCCAGCCAGCUUGAUUAGCUAUUGAUAUUUAUCCAUAGCAUUCCCAUCACAUCUACUUUCAAUUCUAUGCUAAAUGAGAUUAAUUGUUAUUGGGAUCUUAUUGGAUUGAAAAUGAAAUAGUACAAUUGCAGUUAUACAAAAAAAUAGCUUGACCAUUUUUAAACUUAAAUUUGGCAGCCUAGUGCCUAUAGCUUAGUAAAGCUUAGCCUAUAACGGAGUAGCAGAAUGUUUACAAAUUUGCUAUUUUAUCCUUAAACCUUAAAUUCAGAUUUUAAGUUGGUACAGUUCAGUAAAUUAGCCCUUGAGACGCUCCAAUCUGUGUUCCUGUAGCCAUGGAGAUACUGGCGAUGACAUUUCAUAGUGGUGGGGGCAAGUAGGGAUUUUACCACCACUUAGUUUGGGCACGGUGGGCAUUUCCUCUCAGACCGCUGAGCCACAGAACACACAGGCGCCAUAUAUAGGGUGAGGUAGAGGCAAAAAAUGCCUACAAAAUUCAAAGUAUAAAUAAAGAAAAAUUAGACCUGUGCUGCAGAUACUCAACACUGAAGUCCCAACAGUGUAUAUACAACCAAAAAACAAACACGAGUCCUGCGCAUCCAGUAUAGGUGUGCACACACAGCCCUGGGUGUGAACACCUAUACUGGAUGCACAGGACUCUUGUUUGUUUUUUGGUUGAACAUGCAGGAGGGGAGCAGCACUGUGCUCCCCUUCUGCUGGUAACCUGGCAACUGCGGGCUCUGGCCGGUGUGGCUGUGCACCAGCCCUGACUGUAUGACUCAGGGGUCAUAUCUGCGGCCGAGCCCCCCAGAGUGACAGGCUGAUCACAGCUGCGACCCCUGCAACUGUGGUAGGUAUGCCACUGAAUACAGAUACAUACAGACAAACAUACAUAUGCACACAUACUGACACACACACUUACUGAUACAGAUGAACAUACACGGUGAAACACACACACCUACUGAUACAGACACACACAUACUGACACAUAAACAUAUAUCAUGACACAGAUGCACAAACAUACUGACACACAGACUGAUACAAACACAAGUCAUAAUGUGUAUACUUUUAGCCACGCUCCUGUUUCCAUGCCUUUUGGUUGCAGGAGGGUGGCUACCCUUGGGUCCAGUAUGCCCUGCAGGUUGACGAUGAUGAUAGUCUGGGGCUGCUGGAGUCAGCACCAUCUCACAGGGACCCGGCUGGACUCCUAAUCAGAAAUGCCCAUUGAGUGUCUCUAAGUGUAAAGGACACCUGAUGGCCUUUGAUGUCAGGACAGAAUUAUAGACCAGACGGGCCGCCGGGUCAAACCAGGACAACUAUUAACCCUUGGUUCUACAUCAACCUCUACUUUUAGGAUUCAAUGUAGCACUGCCUACUGUUUAAUGAGCUGGAAUAUGUUUUGAUCUACAGUUUAGUAAAAAAAAUAAUAAAAAAAAACCACACAAAAAAAAGUUCAUAAAUGUGUGUAUAUGUACAUAUUGUAAACCACUCUCAUUUUUACACAGUAAAUCCACACAGAAAGAGACUGUUUUACUCUGGGGGCAAUUUGGAGCUAUAUUUCCACCCAGAUGAUGAUGAUGGACUAUGGGUAGAAUGGUUCGACGCAGAAGGUAACAUCACAUAUGUAGAGAGCAUUUUGAAUGGUAAGUUGAGUUUGCGUCCUAAACUGAUAUAUGAUAUAGAACAAAAUUUUAUUUCGUUUUUAUAUGUGAGAAACGGAGAAAGGACUGAUUCCUUUUACAAAGUACUAUAUUUGAAAAUGCUAAUUGUGUUUCAAAAGCCCUUAAUGUGUUUCUCCAACCUUUUUCACAUAUGAUAAAUUAUUGCAAUUGGGUCUCUCUGUGUGGGAGGGAGGUAAGGGAAGAGCUGAGAAGCGGUUACGUCUAUCGCCAGCAUGCAGUGCGAGCUGACGACAGACAUAAUUUAUGCACUGAAUUGACAUUAGGCAGCCCAGCACAACGUUCUGUGUGCUGGGGUUGCAACUAGCCCCCAGUACACAAUUAAAAAUAUGUCUGGAUGUGCCUUGUUUCAAGCAGAAACACUGCAAACCCAGGCUCCUACCACCACGAUCACUUCAAAAAAUCAGAAGUGGUCAAGGUGGUUGGAGUAGCCCUUUAAUUCAGUGAUGAAGUAACCCCUAUGGAUUAAAGAACUGUCACUUCAAAAGUUCCAAAAGGGCAUAGAUUAAAAAAAAAAAAAAAAGUAUAUAUGUAGAAAAAUUUUAAAAAUUUAUCUCUACCUUUAGUAUGUGGCAGGAUCCUUCAGCCGUAUACAUGCACCUUGGGUCAGACAGUGUUUGAAACCCAACAUUUGGUUUCCAUGCUUCCCUGCUUCACUCCUUACAGAGAAGUUGCAUUAAUCUGCUUAAUAAAAUAACAAUUUAGAAGGCCAAACCUGACCAGGACAGAUGCUAGUAUAACCGAAUACAUUUUGGCCAAACAUUCAGUAUAAAAUAAGCACAAAUCAUCUCAAACUGCCAGUAUCACAAAGGUUGUGUUAGAGCUAAAUGAUACAUAAUACAGAAAUUGUAAGUGGUAGUAGGCUUAUGCAAUGAAUGAGUGUAUCUGCUGAUUAAAGGUCUGUUAUUACUACAGGAGAUAAGUGAUUUUAGAAAUGUUAUAAUCAUUAAAGCAGCUCUGUUUUACAUGUCCCAUGGUACUUUAGAAAGUUAAAAUCAUUAUGAGCUACCCGUUGACUGUUUCAUUAAAAUUAUAAAGCACACAAAAUAUUUAAGACAAAUAAAACCUUUUUCUUAUGGUCAAAGUUAAAGGAUCACUAUAGCGUCAGGAAAACAAAGCGGUCCCCCUUCAGCAGCUUACCUUAUUCCAGUGCCGGGUUCCCUCAGCGCUGGUGACCUCUCCUGCCCCGCCGACGUCAGCGGAGCCGAAUGCGCAUGCGCGGCAAGUGCCGCACGCGCAUUCAAGCUGUCAAUAGGAAAGCAUUUCUCAAUGCUUUCCUAUGGAUGCUCUGCGCGAUGGAGGCAUAAUAUACCUCUAGCAUCGCAGAUGCGCCUCUAGUGGCUCUCCGGAAGACAGCCACUAGAGGCUGGCUUAACCCUGGAAUGUACACAUAGAAGUUUCUCUGAAACUGCUAUGUUUGCAUCUGCAGGGUUAAAACCUGAGGGACCUGGCACCCAGACCACUUCAUUGAGCUGAAGUGGUCUGGGUGACUAUAUUGUCCCUUUAACAAAAGGCAGAGUUUCUACUAUCACCGUUUGUCAGUUCCCAUAGCCAUUGCAAGCGACGGCUGUGGGAAAAGUUUCCUUGAGCAUAGUGAGAGAGUCUGUUUACGGAUAAUUCACCUGUUUUGCAGGCUCUUACAUAGCUGUCACUAUUGUAAUUUUGAGCAGAGGAUACAGCAGGGAGAAUCAAGUAAGUAUAACUCACUUCAGUUUCACACGCCACUUACAGCACACAAAGCAGGCAUGUCACUGGUAUUUACAAAACACACAAAGACCUGAAUGAAAAAAAAAAACGACUUCAGAAGGGUGAACUCUGAUUUUAUAGGUUGCAUCCAUUAUGAUCGAUGCAACCAAAGAUUGUGGCUGCCCCAGUCUUAAAGUAUCAGGAAGAUGAAACUUUCUAAAGAUUCUCACACUUAGUCAAAUCCCCAGUGCUGGUGUUUCAAUUCAUGAAAUCCCUCAAAUAGAAAAUAUAAAUAUGUACUACGCAGUUGGGUAGAUCAUGUGUUAAGAAACAAAGGAAGUAUUCCUUGCUAGGCCAGUUUAAUAGGAAUAACGCAGACACAACAUAAAUCCACCAGCGUAUAAUGCAAAAAAAAAAAACAUUUCCAAGACUUGUAAUAUCUUCGCAUGGGAUAGAGGGGAGACUGUUGCUCUCUCUCAAUUCUUUGGCAUAUAGUCUGUCAAAGAAUUGCUGACAGGUGGAAGAAAAAAAAAAAUAUAUAUAUAUAUUUUUAAAGGAACACUAUAGUCACCAGAACAACUACAGCUUAAUAUGGUUGUUCUGGUGAGUAUAGUAUGUCCAUGCUGGACUUUUGCUGUAAACACUGCCUAUUCGGAGAUGGUGUUUUUAAAACUAUAGUGUAAUUCUGACACUAUAGCGUUUCUUCAAUCCAUCUACCUGAAGGCGGUGUACAUUUCUUAUAUCUUGAUCAUUAUGAUUGAUGUUCAGGGGAGUGCUUCUUGUUCGUUAGAAAGUAACUUCAGGCUGGGGACUAACCGCUCUUAUCAUUUAUGCAUUGUAUAGAUAAUGCACUAAAUAUAUAUGCAAAAAUAAAGACAAAACCACAUUUUUUUUUUUCUUAAACUUGCUGUGAAUAACCUUUCCUUGCAGAUUGCGUAGUGAGCACUCACAGAAUUAGGGAGUGACAAAGCCUUUCUAUAGAACUGCAGAUAUUCGCCCUUUUAUAACCACAGUACAAGAUUCUGGGAGAUGUUGUUUACCUAGCUGAUUACAUAACUACAUCUCCCAUAAACCUAAGUUACAACAGUAUGUACUGGAGUAUUUUGGAGCAUAAGGGUACAGGGCAACUGAACAAAACGAUUACUUAAAAAAAGUUUGAUGUAACAAACACUAGUUAUACGUGACUGUAACCCAACCUGCACAUUGCCCAUGUUUGUGGUUGCCUUGUUUAACCUCGUCAUUACAUAUUUGUUCUGUUGUAGGUAAUUCUGGAAUGAUUACUUUCCAAGUUGAGAUGCGAGAUAUUAAUUCCAGUGUCAUUGCUGCAGUUGUUCUGUCUGGGUCAGACACUGUGCAAUCAUUGGAAACUGUUCUGAAGUUAGUAUCGGACCACUUCAGUCCUUGGGGGGUCUUCUUGAGAAUAAGUGAUCAUGCUUCCCUCAAUGAGACACUUCGUAUUCUGAGGGAUCAAUCUAAGCAGCGAGCGCUGUAUUUCCCAGUGUGGAUAAACAUGGACGUAUCAUAUGGCUCUUUCAGUGUUCCAGGAUACAUAGAUGGCAAAGACUUUAUCAACAGCAUCAACAACAUCUUCCCGUUUGUUACCAUUGCACCAGGAUGGCCGGCAGAAGUGCUGGGUCAGGGCUACACCGAUCAGAUAGCACAGGACAUGCUGAAACUCUGUAAGGGUCUCUGGCAAGAGGUUUCCUUUCAGUUACAGGCCGUAGCACUAGGGGUAGCCUGGGACGGUGCUAUAAAACUCAAGAACACUUCGUCAAUUUACUCACUUACUGUGCAACAUGACGGACCACCAGAAAAAUUCAUGGACGGAUAUAAGGGACUAAUGACAAUUCGAUCGCACACCGAAAACAAAGUGUACUACAAAUUGACACAUGAUGACCGCAUUUCAUUUCUAUACUCAGUCUAUACCUCAUAAAAUUAAUUCAUCUCAGAUUGAACACUGUAAUUUGUAAGUAUAGAUAUUUUGUAGAAUGUGCUUUGAUUGUAGAAGUGCUGUAAAAACUGCUAUCUUGAAAUUCUCUGUUGGUCAGACUGACACAUGGUCUCCCAUUUACUGAACUGAAGAUCGUAAUGGCACAAAUGUAUCAUUGGUAAGAACAAUAGUAAGGGCUUCAGGAAAGUAGGCGCUUUCUAGAAAGUAGACAACAAAAUUCACUUGACUUGAUGGGAACCUGGCCAAGAGUUAAAGUUUAUUUUAUUGAGUGACAGAGACAAUUAGUUUCAUUGUGAUACAUAACUAAUACACAAUUAUUAUUUUUUUUAAUUAAGCAAUAAACUGUGUAUGUAACCUAACCUAAAUCAGAAAAGAAUUAUUAUGAAAGUGAUAAAAAUGUUGAAUAAAAUCUUUACAGAAACUUUCCAUGGUGUUACUGCGUGUAAUAAAGUUAGGGAGAUAAUGCUAGGGUGUACUUUCCAAAAUAUCGAAACAAAGAGGGACACUUUCCUUUUAGGGGUGUAAGUUGUUCUGUGGCCAUGGGUAAGGGCUGCUUUUGAGACAUUUUAGCUGACUUACUAUUAACUUAAGCCACUAAAAUAUAAGAACAAGAAGGAUGUAUCUUUUUUUUUUAAGACCCAUUAAUGUGAGUAUUAUUGUUGUGGAGCUCUGUUAUACACUCAGAAAAAUUACUGUGAGUUUUAUUGCUGUGGAGCUCUGUUACACACUCAGACACACCAAUAAUACGUAACUCUUAGAAAAGAGGGAUAUUAGGAUAGAAAAGAGGAACAAAUGGAUUUGUACUUAAAACAAGGACUGUUGGGACAUUUGGCAGGUAUGUAGUGGAAAUGCUUAACAUUCUAAAUUCACUUUAAGCUCCUGUCAAUUCACAAUUUGUUUAAUGGAUAUCUUUAUCACUCUUUUACCAAGUAAUGCAACAAAUGUUCGGCGUCAAUAUGUCAAAGACUGGUGACAUCGUAAAUCCAUUUAUGCAAGUUAAAGUGCUUGUUCUGGCUCAGAACUUGUCAGGAGGAUAAUCUGCAUAAAAAGCUUUAUGAUAAAUAAAGUUUUACUACUGCAAAAAUAUAUCCGCCUCCAUCGAUCACUAUAGACCAUCAAGGCUUAUCAAAUGAGUUUGUGCUAUAGCUGUCCUGUCAGAGCAACUCUGCGGUUCAUAAACUGAAUCUACUAACAAGUUCCAAUGGGCACCUGGCUGGAUAGGUUGCAUGUCUCCAAGGUAGUAGGUUUUUCUUUUUUGAAUGAAUGUUUAAAGCAAGGUAGUACCAUAGACACAAUAGCAAUAAUUAAAGGAACACUGUAGUCUUAGGAAUACAAACAUGUGUCUGCACUAUUUAGGUUAAAGGGCCCUCCCCCUAACAAAAAAAAUAAA
Messenger RNA from Pelobates cultripes (western spadefoot toad), 19785 nucleotides. Lineage: Eukaryota; Metazoa; Chordata; Amphibia; Anura; Pelobatidae. The record is from the annotation of a GenBank genome assembly.